AUGGGGAACAGCCACUGCGUCCCUCAGGCCCCUAGGAGGCUCCGGGCCUCCUUUUCCAGAAAGCCCUCGCUGAAGGGAAAUAGAGAGGAUGGCGCACGGAAGCUGGCUGGCCUGUUUGGCACCGAGGCUGGUGCGGACGGGAACACCGCUGCUGACAAGAUCUUCCACUACAUCCCAGGGACGUAUGGUGAGACUGUGGGCCAAGGCUGCUGGUCACCAGUCAGGCCGCCUCCCCUGAGCUCUUCCCCCACCCUAGAACAUCCCAGGCUUGCAGAGCCAACAAGAAAUCCUGGAGCAGCCUUUCCUGAGUGUGUUCAAGGAGGGGCGGCGAAGGGCAGCAGUGAGGAGUCUGGGCAAGGUUGUGCACUACGCCAAGGUCCAGCUGCGUUUCCAGCACAGCCAGAAUGUCAGCGACUGCUACCUGGAGCUGUUCCCCUCCCACCUCUACUUCCAGGCCCAUGGUCCCGAAGGACUCACUUUCCAGGCCCGCUGCCCGCCCCACUUCUCGUGCUCUGCCCCAGCCAGGCCGAGCUGGACCACUGGCUCUACCACCUGGAGAAGCAGAUAGCCCUCGUGGGAGGGGUGCCUCGCUGCCCCCCAGAGCCCCUGCAGGGCCCCGCUGAGGACGCGCUCCCCCGGACUCUGCAGCGCAGGCUAACCCGGCUGCGGACAGCAUCAGGGCGCCAGGUGAUGGGCAGUGCCAUCUGUGCCUCAAGGGUCAAGCUGCAGCAUCUGCCCUUACAGGAGCAGUGGGACCGGCUUCUUGUCCUGUACCCAACCUCCCUGGCCAUCUUCUCCGAGGAAGCAGAUGGGCUUUGCUUUAAGGGGGAGCUCCCGCUCAGCGCCAUCCACAUCAACCUGGAAGAGAGGGAGAAGCAGAUCCGCUCUUUCCUGAUUGAAGGCCGUCUCAUCAACACCAUCCGUGUGGUGUGUGCCAGCUAUGAGGACUACAGCCACUGGCUGCUCUGCCUGCAGACAGUCUGCCACGGGGACAGGGCCUCCCCACCACCCGGCCCUGAGAGCCUCCCGGGGCUGCGGGCAUCCACACAGGUUGUCGUCAGUGGCCGAGGCUCACUCUCCUCUGAUGCACGGACCAGCUGGGACUCAGGGUGCCCGGCACCCCCCUCCACUUGCACCAGCCACUCCCUCCCUGAGUCCUCAGCAGCAUCCACUGCAGGCUGCCCGGCCCGGCCCCCACCGGAGCAAACCAACCCUGGCUGCACCAGCGUCGGUGGGCACAGGGCAAAGCUGAGACGGGGCGGCAGCAGCCGAUCACCCAGGAACAAGGCCCGGGCUGAGAAGCCUGGCCCAGCCACCCUGCUACACCUGGAUCUGACCAAGUUGAGCCUGGACAGCAGCCCUGAGGCCCCAGACCAUUCUCUGGAGACACCCCACUCCCCGCUCUACGCUGACCCCUACACACCACCUGCCACCUCCCACUGCAAGAUCACAGACGUCCAGAGCCUGGAUGAGUUCCUCAGCGUGAUGCAGAGCUCGCUUGGACCUGAGCCCUCCAGCCCGUUCCGCUCGGUCCCCGUGUCCAUGCCUGUCUCUGACUCCAGCUGUGGACUCUCCCGCCCCCACUUCCUCUCUGAGAAGGCAGCCCCGCAGGCCCGAGCUUCUCGGCACCAUCGUGCCUCCAGCAAGGGCUGGGGGCCCCGGCCCCCAGACUCCCCUCGGCGUGUCUCCCCUGAGAAAGAAGCUUCGCCUGACCCCUCACCACCUCCUCCAGAUGGCUGCCCCCCCAGGGGCUACAGCAGUGUCCAGGACGAAGUUCUGUCACCCUCCCAGCGGCAGGGGCCUCGAGGAGCACCAGAGCCUGAACGGGGGCUCAUCCAGUGGAUCUGAUGGCCCCCAGCAGCUGCUUCUGGGGAUCACCUGCCUGUAUCAACCCUGGAGGAGGGGCCGCAAUAGGACCUGGGACUUGUCUGUGGGGCCACAGGCAGUGUUGAGUCUGGGUCUGACCCCAGCAGGUGGAGGGAGCCUCAAGAACCCUGAGUUACCCUGGGCUCUGGACACCUUGGCCAAGGUGACAGGACACCCAGAGGGGCCACACCUCAGCCUGCCUCUCAGGGAAGGAAUGAGGGAGGGGACGUGGGGCAGCAGCUUCACCUGGAAGAAGGAUGGCACAAGCAUAAAGGUCGGAGGGCUGAGAAAGUCAGGUUAGCGAGGGUCAGAGUAUGUGAAAUCAGAGGACACAGGAGUCGGAGGUCAGAAAGGUCUGAGACAUGAUGAGCAGAGGGAGGAGGGUGGUCUGGGUGUGUGUGAGUGGGAUGAACUGGUCGGGAGAAACUGGCAAGAGACCAAACAGGAAGGAAAGAGGAGGUUUUA
Molecule: messenger RNA, 2331 nt
Organism: Odocoileus virginianus texanus
Lineage: Eukaryota; Metazoa; Chordata; Mammalia; Artiodactyla; Cervidae
Source: RefSeq, a predicted model, not a curated record